This is a messenger RNA of Ipomoea nil (Japanese morning glory), 1242 nucleotides long. Its product is annotated as metalloendoproteinase 2-MMP-like. Lineage: Eukaryota; Viridiplantae; Streptophyta; Magnoliopsida; Solanales; Convolvulaceae. Gene Ontology annotation, biological process: extracellular matrix organization; proteolysis; collagen catabolic process. The transcript has a single exon. The record is from RefSeq and is a predicted model, not a curated record. Gene Ontology annotation, molecular function: zinc ion binding; metalloendopeptidase activity. The coding region runs from base 63 to 1196 and encodes 377 amino acids. Gene Ontology annotation, cellular component: extracellular matrix.
CUCUAUUUAUAUACUUCCCUUUUAUCCAUCUCAUCCAAUUAAAUUCAGACCCCAUUUUCAAUAUGAAGAUUUCUUCCAUUAUAUACAGAUUCAUUACAGCACUCCUUGUCUUCUCCAGCUUUACUAGUUUAGGCGAUGCCCAUUUCUUCCCCAAUAUCACUUCCAUUCCACGCUCUUUGGCCGGAAAUGGCAGCGCGUGGGGCGUUUUCAAUAAAUUCCUCGGCUGCCACGCCGGCCAGAAAGUCGACGGCUUAGCCAGGCUCAAGAACUACUUCCACUACUUCGGCUACAUUGGAAACCACUCCGGCUCCAACUUCACCGACGACUUCGACGACUUGCUCGAGUCGGCUAUCAAGACUUACCAGCUGAAUUUCAACCUCAACACCAGCGGUGAACUCGACGCGCCGACCAUCCAGCACAUGAUGCGCCCCCGCUGCGGUAACGCUGAUAUCGUCAACGGCUCCUCCACCAUGGCCUCCGGCAAGGCGUCGCCGCCGCCUGCGGCGGGGACGGUACACACGGUGGCGCAUUACUCGUUCUUUCCGGGACAGCCGCGGUGGCCGGAGGGGACCACCGAGCUCACCUACGCAUUUCUGCCGGGAAACCAGCUAACCGCCACCGUGAAGGGCGUUUUCACGCGGGCGUUCGAGCGGUGGUCGGAGGUCAUACCCAUAACAUUCACCCAGACGGAGGUGUACCGGUCGGCGGACAUCAAGAUCGGGUUCUACUCCGGCGACCACGGCGACGGCGAGGCGUUCGACGGGUCGAUGGGCACGUUGGCCCACGCGUUCUCCCCGCCGUCCGGGCAUCUCCACAUGGACGGCGACGAGGAUUGGGUGCUCGACGGCAACUUCCUAAACGCGCCGGCGUCGAUCCUCUCCACCGUGGAUAUGGAGUCCGUUGCGGUUCACGAAAUCGGGCAUUUGUUGGGUUUGGGUCACUCGUCGGUGGAGGAUUCGAUAAUGUACCCGACCCUAGGAUCUGCGACCCGGAAAGUGGAACUCGCUGAAGAUGAUAUUCAGGGGAUCCAAGUGCUUUACGGGUCAAACCCGAGUUUUAACGGUACAACUUCCGUCUUGACGCCGGGUCAGAGAAAUGACACCAGUGGGGCCUACUCCUCGUCUUCAUUGUGGGGCCACCGCUUGCUAUUCGUUGUUGUUGGAUUUUUAUUCAUCUUGUCACACACAUUUAUUUAAUUAUUAUUACACUGGUAUAUAAUUGAUGAUUUUUUUCUUUGUAUCA